GAAAAAUGUCAGUGCCUUCGUUCCUAUACUCGCAAUUGUUCGUCGGGCUGCCGAUCCCUUCCCAUGACUUUUCUGGACAGACCAUCGUAGUCACCGGCGGCAACACGGGUCUGGGGCUGGAAGCCGCCCGCCACUUCCUCACUCUGAAUGCAUCCCAUAUUAUCCUAGGUGUUCGGAGAUCGUCACCAGGCGAAGCAUUCGUCGAGGAUUUGGAGCAAUCCACCGGCCGAGGCGACCGGGUGCAAGUCUUUGAUCUUGACAUGGAGAGGUAUGCAUCCGUCCAGACCUUCGCAGAGGCCGUGGCGGCCCUUCCCCGGGUGGACGUGGUGCUGCUCAACGCGGGAAAAAUUGCCCAAGAGUACUACCUGGCAGAAGAGGACGAGAGUACAAUCACCGUCAAUGUGGUCAGCACCCUGCUGCUCGCAUUGCUCCUCCUACCCGUCCUGCGCCGCUCAGCCGGUGCCUCAGGACGGAUACCUAGACUUUGCAUUGUCUCCUCAGACCGUCAUGUCAUGUCUACGGUGCCCCAAUGGAAGACCCCUAAUACAUUUGCCACGCUACGCGCCGAAACCUCAGCUGGCCCCAAUGACCGAUACUACGUUUCCAAAUUGCUGGUACUCCUGAGUAUGCGCGAACUGAGCGCGCAGACAGCCGGCCACAAUCCCCGUGUUGUGAUCAAUGCUCUCACGCCGGGAUAUUGCGCAACUGGUCUCGUCAAGGAGGUUACUGGGAUCUGGGGAUGGCAGCUGUAUGUGAUGAAGCUACUUCUGGCGCGGACGGCGGAGGAGGGAGCCCGGACGCUGGUACAUGCCGCGAGCCUCGGGCUGGAGGGACAUGGCCAAUACCUCAACGAUUGUCAGAUUGACGAGGGGGCCUUGUCGGAAUUUGUCAAGAGUGAAGAGGGUGGGCAGGCGCAGCGAAAGAUCUGGGGGGAGCUCCUCGCCAAGUUAGAACGGGUUGUCCCUGGCAUCUCUGAUAAUGCUGGCGUUGGCCCUUAGACAGGAGCCCACGAUCUGCUGGAAGGGGAGUGCAGCAAUGAUUUGAGACCUUGUGUGAUGUGGGGCAGGCCGGUGGGUCUAGGGCUGAUGGAGAUCACUAAUGUGAUGGUCUCGAGUGGGUCCUCCCAAUAAUAUUUGGCCAUGCAGCCGCC
This is a messenger RNA of Aspergillus candidus, 1150 nucleotides long. RefSeq lists its product as uncharacterized. The coding region runs from base 6 to 998 and encodes 330 amino acids. The transcript has 3 exons. The record is from RefSeq and is a predicted model, not a curated record. Lineage: Eukaryota; Fungi; Ascomycota; Eurotiomycetes; Eurotiales; Aspergillaceae.